GGUUAACGAAUUUGAAUUUGAUAGUUUUGUCGACCUUGUUUAGGUUACAAUUACAUGUUUUACAAUACCGCAAAAGUCAAAACUUAAAGCAAAGAAUAAUAAUUUGCAUUUAUCACAAUAAAACCGAACUAUGUCAGUGUUUUCUACGUCAUUUUUAUCUUAAAGAAGAUUUAAGUUAGUCAUCAUAAGCCGCCGCCGAAAUGGAAAUGGAAACAAAAAGUGAAAUUUUCUCGAAGAGACUUAUUACUGCAGUGUUAUGGAACAUCGGACUCCAAAGUUUUCUCGCAGUUGUACUGGUAUUUUUGAUACAAGUCGACUUCCUGCACCCUGUCUCAUGGAUCACUUCAACUCUCCACGAAAUAUUUGGUUGGAAGAUGGGUUUGAAUAUCGUGCUUCUUGGAUUAGUCUCAUUUUUUCAAGCCUACGUUUAUGGAAGCUACUAUAUGAUGCCACUACCUAAAUACUUUACGAGAUUCUCGAUGUUUUUGAAUAUGUUUUCAGUACAAAAUGCCAUGUUCAGUAUACUGUACGCAUUGAGUGGUUACUUUACUAUGGGCUUGUAUUCUUCGUUGGCUAAAAGCAAUUACAAUGUUUUGAAGAAGAAAUGUGACUUUUAUGAUGGCCAAUGUUUGGUGGAACAAAGUCUCUUUCUGCAGUUUGGAGGAAUGUGGAUGGGUUUAUACUAUUUCCUGAAUAUUCACAUAUUUGGAACUACAUUGUUGAUGUUCCCUCACAUUUAUCAAGACAAGUUUCAACAAAUCAAGCUAGCCAUCAAUAACAUUCUCUCAAUGGGAUUUAGAAAUUCCAUAAUGCCAGUGGCAUAUUAUUGUGCAUUCUAUUAUUUGUGGGGGAAUAAACCUAGGAGUGUAGUGUCCGAGGUGUACAGUUUAUACUUGGAAGAUCCUCCUUUAGACAAUGUUGUAAACUUGAUGAGGUCUGGCAUCUGGAUUGGUCUUUGGUUCUACACAAGUUUAUUCUUUGUGUCAGUUUACACAAUGAGAACUGUUUUUAAUAUAAUACUUACUGAACCAAUGAAAUUUCCUAUUGAGUCAACAAAAACUUUAGUGCUCCAUAAUGCAUUGGCUUUGAGGUCACAGUUUAAUGGAUAUCUAGGAGCUCAAGAUUUAAAAAUUAUGUCCAUGACUGAUAGUGCAAGACGGCAGGAAAUAUUUACCUUGUCUCAACCCGGAGGACAUCCCAGAAAUUGGAAUAAUUUGUUAGAGCAGUGUAUCAGCAUUAUCAACGAUUUUAGCAAAGAAUUAGAUGCUGUCAAUGGAGAUGCAAAAACAAAUGAGCUUGAGAAAUCUGCUGCAAUCAGAAAUAUUGGGAAUGUGUCCACUAGUAAUGGUUUCACAUAUUCUGGCAAUAUAAGAAAUAUGGCACAUUCACCCAAAUUAAAGGAUAUUAAAAAGCAUAACAUGGAUGCAGAGGAAGAUUCUCUUGGUGAUAUUAUUAAACAGGAAUUUAACAUUUUCCUUCAUAAGCUGUGUCAAAAACCUGGUAUCAGUUAUUUGUUUGGAGAACUGACAGACACAAAAUUAAAGUUCCUGUUGAUGCAGGCUCAGCCUGUGAUGUGGACUUGUGAAGGUUUGUCCUGUAUUGCUGCAGCCUCCUUGAAUGAAGAUAAAUAUGGAGUGGUACAGAAUGACUUGCCUAUUGUGAUAUCUACAUUAAUUAAUCUCAAACAAAACUUAGAUAAAUUGACAAAACCUGGCCUGGUGCCGAGGAAGCAUAUGCUGAAUGAUGUUUAUGCCAUCAAAAUGAAGACUGCUUUGAUCUCAUCAGUAAAAAGAAGUAUUUAUAAGAUUGCCAUCACAUUCUCAAAGUACAUUCAUGAAAUACCUUUGGAUUCAGAUAUUCAAGUUGCAUUGCAGCCAUUUUUGAUGUGUAAGGAAGCAUGAUUGAUAAGGAUUUGAUGACUGUGCAAGGACAAUAAUAAACGGUUUCAUAACAAAACAUUUCUAAUUUUGAUUGUGAGUGAAAUAAAACAAGUUUAUAAAAACAAA
Messenger RNA from Helicoverpa zea (corn earworm), 2006 nucleotides. RefSeq names its product nucleoporin NDC1 (gene Ndc1). The coding region runs from base 201 to 1901 and encodes 566 amino acids. The record is from RefSeq and is a predicted model, not a curated record. The transcript has a single exon. Gene Ontology annotation, molecular function: protein-macromolecule adaptor activity. Gene Ontology annotation, cellular component: nuclear pore transmembrane ring. NCBI's taxonomy places the organism in Eukaryota, Metazoa, Arthropoda, Insecta, Lepidoptera, Noctuidae. Gene Ontology annotation, biological process: nuclear pore organization.